CCGCAUUGAGGGGGAUGUAGCGCUUCUGCUCGGGCAGAUGGGACCUCAAGAUUGACCGUGACUCACCGCAGCGCGCGACACGGAACGGCGAGAACCGGGACAGCGCGGUUCUGCUCAUCCGCCCUUUGAUCCGGACCGAACACGGGAGGCGGGUAUGCGCGUGUCUCAGCCCGCGGUCCGGAUCUGAUCGAAAGAAGAAAAGCAGUCUGCUGAAUGCUUUUAGUUCAGGACCACAUGGACAUAAAAUGUGUGCUACCAUCACUUAAAGAAGAUCUCUUUACCUGGCUGUAAACUGAGAUUCAAUCCAGGAUGACUUUACUCAGCAUUUUAAAGACUGAGCUUCUUUAUGCCAAAUCAUUUAGCAUCUAUGGAUAUAAGUGAAGAACAAUGCCUCAGGAUCCCAAACUGGAAUUUAUAAGAGUUUACAGAGACUUGUGCAACGAUGCUUUACUCUCACCAUGCCAAGAAACACCUCAGUAUAUCUCAGUAUAAGUAUAAUGCAUGAACAAAUAGUUCAUACACUACUAUGAGUAUGUGAAUUACAUAUAUAUAUAUAUAUAUAUAAUUUUUUUUCAUUGAUUUGCUAGUUUAAUGCAGAACAUAAUUUUAAUUAUUUAUGUAAUUUAUUCAAGGAGAAACAGGUUAGAGGUGUAGGAAAUGAUUAGAUCACAAUAUUAAAAGAUUUAAAGCUUAAAUUUGAUAUUUAAAUUUGUUAGUCACAUGUGAGAGGGAAAUCACGCCACGCUGUUUCAACCGAAGUAUAAAAGCUAUAAAAGACUGCCUGCUUCUCCACUUUACCACCUGCAUUCUGGCGCUGUCGGAUCUUCCCCUCCCGUUUUCGGGAUGAGCCACAAAUCCGAUUCGGAGGCGGAGGCCUCCUCGCGAGCUCCCGUGGUCUACACGGUGGAGGAGCUGGAGUGUAAGAUCUGCUACAACCGCUAUGACACACGCACUCGGAAGCCCAAGGUGCUCAGCUGCCUGCACCGCGUCUGCGCCAAAUGCCUGAAAAAGAUGGUGGAGUUGGAUGCGUCGCCCAGCAUCGUCAGCUGCCCCUUCUGCCGCCAUGAGACACACGUGCCAGAUGAGGAGAUCUGGCUCCUACAGGACGACAGCAACAUCCUGGCCAUCCUUACUUACCAGGACCGGGCGAGGAAGAGCGGCUCGGUGCCAGCAGGCGAAGUUCUCCUCACACCUAACAGCCUGAGCGGAAACGGUAGGAGCGGUGGAGAACAGGCCCACAGCUCCUCCGACUGCUUGGUCAUCACCAUCAUGGAGGUUCCGGGAGAGUCGCAGUCGUCUGACUCCAUGAGCAUGCUGAACAUGGUCCGUCUGUACCGGCCAGCCAGCCUGGACUCACUACCCUGCCACCUCCCGGUGCAGAAGUGCAGAGCGUGGACCACACGUACAGUUCCUCGCUUCCUCAUGGGCUUCCUGUGUCUGGUGUACUUCAGCUCGCUUCCGCUGGGCAUCUACCUGCUGAUGAUCCAACAGCUAACCCUGGGCGUGAUCCUGGUCAGCCUGGUACCGUCCACCCUGGUCCUCUGCGUCUUCUAUGGCUUCUGCCAGUGCCUGUGCCAUGAGAUAAUGGAGGCUAUAGGCACAUAGCCUUUAUAUAGCUUCCAUGCAUUUUUUUCUCCGUGCAGAUCUCCAGACAUUUUUAUGCACUACACUUAGCAAGACCUGUAAAGUAUGAGGCCAAAAUCAAUCACAGAUCUACAGUAGUAUCUGUUACUUAAACACCUAGACCCCUAAAUCCCGACCGACUGCUCACUGCUCACUGUUGCACCAGAAUAUACCAGCAUUUAAUUAAUUAUAAACUGUGAACUCCUUACAAUCCAGUCCUCUCCUUACAACUUCGUAUGCAGGGCAGUCCACACUUGACUCGAGCCGUUAAAAGACUCGCAGAUUGUAUGUACCAUUGAGCUUAGGUCUCCUCAGCUUGCUGGCGUUUUUUUAUGUAUCCGUUAGCUCGGUCAGUGGGCCUUCAAACAUGACUGUGAACAUGACUUUCCUUUUAUGUGCCACUAAUAAGAGAAUGAGAUCCUAUCAUACCUACCUAACAUGGAAACUAUGGGCUUUCUUCUAUAACAGCAGGCGAAAAUUGUCUAAAAUCUGUCUAAAAUCUACAUUUGGUUAAUUUUGUGUUAUGAACAAAAAAAAAAAAAACAUUUGUUGUAUAACUUGAUAAAAAACAUAGUCUCCAUGUGUUUGUCAAAAGUUUCUAGUCCAUCUCCUCUAUCCCUCAAACUCAAGUAUUUUAAUGUUGUACAUAUAUAAACGAUGUGUUUGUUAUUGCUAUAUGAGAAUGAACAAAUAUCUUUUAACCGCCUAAACUGUUAUUAGGUAUUCAAUAAAGGCUCAAAACUACACCAACUGGAUACCACUUGACGAGGAACUAGAAGACUGGAAGAAUGUUCAGAUAUAGAUUUAAGCAGAAAUUUUAACCCUCUAUGGCAACAGACCACACAAUUUUGGUUAUUACACCAUACCAUACUGUACAUUAUUUCUUAUGUAUUUAUUUGUUAAUUUACAUUUAAUAUAAUGUUACAAGGCAUAUGUACAGUUUUGUCAUACUGAUAUUUUUCUGAUUAUCAAACUUUAAUAUCAGACAAAGAUAACUAAUUAUAUAAAUAAUUAGAUAACAUAGAUAAUUUAAUUUGUUAAAGGAAAAAAAUGUCUAACCCUGUGUGAAAAAGUGUUUGCCCACUAAACUUAAUAAAUUGGUGUCAACAACUGCAAUCAAGCUUUACUGAUUCCUGCCACGAGUCUUUCACACCUCUUUAGAGGAAUUUUGCUCCACUUUUUUCUAUAUAUUAUAUCUAUAUGUCUUAAUUCAGCAACAUUUAAGUUUUUUUUUUUUUUUUUUUAGCCUGGACAUCCUGUUUAGGGCCACUCCAAAACCUUUAGAGGUGGACUUGUUUGUGUGCUUUGGGUCAUUGUCCUGUUGCAGAACCCAAGUAUGCCUAAGCUUGAGUCACAAACAGAUGGCUGGACAUGGUCCUUCAGGACUGUCUGGUAAACAGCUGAAUUCUUGAAUAAAUCUUCAAUUUAUUACAGCAUGUUAUCCAGCAGCCCCAGACCAUCACACUACCACCACCAUGUUUUACGUUCAGCAUGAUGUUCUUUUUCUUAAAUUAUUUGUUAUUUUUACGCCAGAUUUAACAGGAAACACACCUUCCAAAAAUAUCCACCAAUAUCCAUCCAGUUUGUUCAAAAUCCUGGGAAUCUUCAAGAUGUUCUGUUUUGUGUUUUUUUUUUUUAUCUUGGAAUUCUCCCAUGGAGACCAUUUUCAUUUUCUUUCUCUUUCUUUCUUAUUGAAUCAUUAACACUGAACUUAACUGAGGCUAGUGAGACCUGCAGUCUUUAAAUGUUGUUCUUGGCUCUUUUUUGACCUCCUGGAUGAGUUGUUCAUGCCCUUUUGGAGUAAUUUCAGUAGGAUGGGAAGGUUUCCUGGGAAGGUUCGCCAGUGUUCCAUGUUUUCUCCAUUAGUGAAUAAUAGCUCUCGCUGUGGUUCACUCAAUGACUUUGUGUGAUUUAUGUGGGGGGCAAACACUUUUUCAAAAAGGGCCAGAUUUAUAUGGAUAUUUCUUUUCCCUUAAUAAAUUACAUCAUCAUUUAAAAAGAGAUUUUUAUAUUUGUUUAGGUUAUAUUUGUCUGAAAUUAAAGUAUGACAAAAAUACAAAAAAAA
Messenger RNA from Astyanax mexicanus (Mexican tetra), 3688 nucleotides. Its product is annotated as E3 ubiquitin-protein ligase RNF182. Lineage: Eukaryota; Metazoa; Chordata; Actinopteri; Characiformes; Acestrorhamphidae. The record is from RefSeq and is a predicted model, not a curated record. The transcript has 2 exons. The coding region runs from base 844 to 1605 and encodes 253 amino acids.